GUGUAUCAAAGUCGGUUUGCUUCUGACUUCUUACUCACUGAUUAUUUUCUAAAUAAGCUUGGUAAAUGGCAGAAGCAGGAUCUCGGGGAAAUUGGCACUUGUAUCUAUGUGCUGCUUCAGGCAUUAUAAAGCCGCCGAUAAAUGUGAUUUGACAUGUUUGCAAAAUCCUUCACAACCACAAUGAACACUUUGCUUAUGUAUGGGAAGGAAACUGGGAUAAACGUGAGUUAACCUGAUGUCAAUGGUAGGAGGCAUGGGCUAUGGAUGGCCUUCACCAUUCAUUCCGAAACUCAACGGCGCUAUUGAUCCUGACAUGAAUCCCCUCCCUCAACCCACGACGAUCAUGGAAGAUGCUUGGAUCACCUCCUUACACACCUUAGGGUCCAUCUUCGGACCACUUUUUAGUGGGGUAUUAGCAGACAAGUUUGGACGAAAAAUAGUACUUAUAAUAUUUUCGUUGCCUAUGGUAGCUGCGAACAUUGUAUUUAUUUUUGCAAACUCAGUGACUCUCUUUUACAUAGCAAGGUUUCUCCUAGGAAUAGGAAAUGGUGUCUCAAUUUCGCUGAUACCUGCGUAUGUGUCUGAAAUUUCGGAGACUCAAAAUAGAGGCACAACUAGUUUGUUUAUGCCUCUCAUGAUUUGUGCAAUCCAGAAUUUGUUAUAUUUCGUCGGUCCUUAUGUUACAGUAAGAAUGAUGGCAAUGAUAUCACUCAUCCCUUCGUGUUUGUUUUUAGUACACUUUGGAUUUUGUGUCCCUGAAAGCCCUUACUACUAUGUUUUAAAAGAUAAAACUGAAGAAGCAGAAGAAUGUCUGAAGAACUUGAGAAAAACUACUGACGUUAAAAAAGAACUGGUUGACAUCAUCCGUAACGUAGAGGAAACCAGAACAAAGUUAUCUUGCAAAGAGAUAUUUUUUUCUAGAGUGUUGAGGAAAUGUUUUGUAAUAACUAUAGGCUUGAUGUUUUUCCAACAGUUUAGUGGUAUCUUAGCGAUCGUUUCUUAUUCUCAAACUAUAUUUGAUAGUGCAGGGUCCUCUUUACCGGGGUAUGUUUGUGUCAUGAUUAUAGGGGUAGUUCAGACACUUACAGUUGUUAUAACGAUAUGCAUCGUUGACAAAAUAAAUAGAAAAACUUUAAUGAUAUUUUCAUAUGCGGGUAUGUUAGUUUCUCUAACAACUCUGGGAAUAUACUUCUAUCUUUUGAAUUUGGGCUAUAAUGCAACAUCUUUCAGUUGGUGUCCUAUCGCUAGUAUCAUGGUAUAUAUUUGUUGUUUCAACAUAGCUCCUGGAGGCCUUUCGUGGACAAUUUUAGGCGAAAUUUUCCCGCCAAAUGUAAAAUCCACGUUAAGCUCCUUUGCCGCUGUUUUUGUUGUAACAUUAGCCUUCUCAGUAUCGUUUAUAUUUCCUCACCUGUCAAAACUCCUGGGUAUGGCAUGGUCCAUGUGGACUUUCGCGAUAUUUCUUUCAUUUGGUUUGGGUUUUUUAGUUUUCGUUCUGCCAGAAACGCGGAAAAAAACAUUCAGUGAAAUACAAAGCGUGCUUCGAGGAGAUAAUAAUGUUGAGUUAAAAACGUGACAUGAUGUUAUAGCUGAAGUUUUAGUAGAUACUGCAUUAAGGGCUUUCCUUUUCCUCAAAUAAAACGUGAAAGACAUAGAGGUUGAUGAAAAUAAAAUUAUGUUAUACCUAAUUUUCAAUAUAAUACACAUUGCCACUUACCUUAGUGUGAAAGACAUUAAUUACCGUAUUAAUAAAGACA
Molecule: messenger RNA, 1754 nt
Organism: Acanthoscelides obtectus
Lineage: Eukaryota; Metazoa; Arthropoda; Insecta; Coleoptera; Chrysomelidae
Source: the annotation of a GenBank genome assembly